GAGGGUGUUGUUCUGCAGAAAGAAUUCAUGACUGCAAGAAAAGUGGAAUAUUUCCAAGCUUUUCAGUUUCAAGCAGCUGUGAUAAGAAGCAGAAAUCUAGUAUACUAUGGGAGAUACACAGCAUUACUGCACGCAGAGAGAAUAAACUAUCUAUUUAUUCUCCAUAGAAGUGGUUCAAGACAUCUGUUUUAGCAAUGCUUAGGGAGUCAUUGCCUUCUCAAAGCUUUUUAAUGUUUCCAAAGAUGAAGACCUGUGAUGGCAUUGCAGACACAUCUACCAAUUUAGGAGCCCAGGAAACAACGGAAUCUACUAAAAUUAGGAGGGAAAAAAUGUCCCUCUCUUCAAAUGAACAUCCAUCAAAUCAGAGAUCCCUGCAGUAUGUAUUGUAUGGGCUAAAUCUACAGCUAUCAAAGCAGAAAGCAAUGUAUGAAAAGAAGUUAAAAAGUCUGGAACAAAAAAACAACAAUCUGAGCUUGGAGAUCCUAAGCCUACAAUCAACACUAGAGCAGCAGAAAAAAUGGUAUAACAUUCUGGAGAUAAAAAGAAGGAAUGUUGAAAGAGCCAGGGAGGAUGCAGAGAAAAGAAAUGAAACUCUUCAAAGAGAAAUGAAAGAGUUCUAUGAAACAUUUGGUGAACUUACAAAUAAAGACUAAUCAGCUUAGAAUUCUUAUUGAUUGUAUCGAUAACACAAAAACAUAGAGAUGCAUCAAUUUGACAUAAUCUAUAGAAUGUUUGGAAUCUAGAUACUUAUAUUGAUUGCAUAAUUGCGUUGAGCAUAUUCACAUGAACUUUAUUUGUAUAGACACAAAAAUUUGAUAUAAAUCUAAUUAGGCCACUGAAAUUACAGUUUAAAGGAACAGUAAACACCUUGUAAUUACAAUACAAUUCUGUUGUGUAGUUAUAGAAUAACAUAUCAGCCAAGUCUUAAUGUUUUUAAAACAAAUUAACAUCCAUUUUAACUGCAAUUAUUUUUCAAUAGCCACCAUUUGCCUUAUCUGGGCUUUCGUCUGCAGACAGCAAGGCUAGCCACUGCCAUAAAGUCAAUUAAGGAUAUAUAUGUAGCAGGGUUAGCAUUGAGUCAGCAGAGUGCAUUUUAAGUUUUGAGAAUUAUACAUUUCUCAAUUUUAGAGCUUAAUGACACGAAAAGGGGGCAAAAUAAAAAAUAUUGCAAAAUUG
This is a messenger RNA of Bombina bombina (fire-bellied toad), 1176 nucleotides long. Its product is annotated as rho GTPase-activating protein 24-like. Bases 195 to 653 code for a protein of 152 amino acids. NCBI's taxonomy places the organism in Eukaryota, Metazoa, Chordata, Amphibia, Anura, Bombinatoridae. The record is from RefSeq and is a predicted model, not a curated record. The transcript has 2 exons.